AUGAUCGUCGCGAAAGAUGUCAAGCCCGAGAUAGUCCUCACCUCGCCCACCGAGUACGAGGCCUCCUCGCCCGGCGCGUCCGCCUCCGCGUCCUCCCCACCACUCGUCAUCAUGUCCCCGCCGCCCGAGCACGAGCAGCCCUUGCCCACCCCCGCCGCACACAUGGCCCCGCCCGCAUACUCCGUCCUCCCCGCCGCAGGCGCCUCGCACUCGCCGUCCUCUCCGCGCGGCAUCUCAGACGGCCCCACACUCGUCGGGCGCGAGCGCGAGCGCGGCUACGCGCCGUCGACGUCCUCGCGGUCGACGAACGAGCACAGCGCCGGGCACGCGUUCUCGCGCGGGCUGCUCGUGAUGGUGCUCUCGCCCGUCGCGGCGUUCCUCGCGGCGCUGUGGGGCGCGGGGAAGCUCGUCGAGGGGAUCGGGAAAGGGCUCUCGAUGGGCCCGGAGGCGGCGUACAAGGCACAUUUGGCGCGCGAAGAGCGCAGGAUGGAGCGGAAGGCGAAUCGGCGAGCUAAGGGGAGGAAUGCUCUUUGCUUUAAUGUGGGUUGCGGUGCACUACACCUUCCGGCCGAACGACACAGCAACGUCUGGACUUAUCGUGAGACGGUUACGUCUGGGAAACUUGUCGCAUGGAGCAUGAUAACACCGGAGGGGCCUGCACGAUGCGAGGACGACAUGGAGGAUAUCGAGGAGCCAGCUGAGCCCACUCCUCCGCCUCCUCCGCCUCCGUCACCUCCCCCGCCUCGAUACAGACGCACUGAACCGGGCAGCGCUGGCGAGAGCGACGGCCACUCCUCCUCCACCUCGAAUGACGCGGGGAACGGAGGUGCUGAAGCCUCCGCCAGGGACGGACCCGCGCUCGAGGCCGCGAAAGCGUUCGGCAUGGGGCUAGGAGCCAUCGUCGCCACACCCUUCGCGGUGGCCGGCGUCGGCAUCCUCGCAGCGGGUGCGACAGUGUGGGGUGCGGCGAAGGUCCUGCAGGGUGUGGGGGGUCUGAUUGCUGCGGGUCCUGAGGCGGCGGUAAGGGCGGCAGCGGGAGGCGGGCGGGCGGACGGGCGGGCGGACGGACGGGCGGGGGAAGCGCCGAAGGAGAGACAGAAGAAAGAUAAGAAAGGGUCGCGGGAGAGUAAGGACAAGAAGUGAAGGUGAUGAUCCGUAGUGCGAUUGUUUUGUUGCAUUCUGUCUGUCCGUCCACGUAAUUUCAAGUCUGUAGUCAUCGCGCUAUGUACGGCUAUGUUUGUAGCAUCGAAAAUGCAUGUGUACCAUCGGUUGACAGCCACCACAGUUUGCACAUGGUUGCAGAAUGCCGAUGUGCUGUACUGAGUACUGACCACGACGUCGUUGAUGCUGGAAGAACUUGAGAGACCUGGCCUGAAGCCGCGGAGAAACCGUACCGCUCGGAUAGCCUGUGCGCAGAAUACCUCUCUUCCGGGCCUAGGCGUCCGUCGCCAAGAACUGGAGAGUAAACUGCGCUGAGAGUGCUUCGAAAACUGUAGCCGCAGCACAACACAACCCCAACGCGAAGUUCUGUAUAGCCGCAAAGGCUUGCCCGAAAGACUCAGAUCUUCAGAACCCCGUUCGCCACCGCCUCGUAAAAGCCAUGACGAAAGGGGAUCGCUGCG
Trametes versicolor FP-101664 SS1 is the source of this 1622-nucleotide messenger RNA. RefSeq lists its product as uncharacterized. The coding region runs from base 1 to 1143 and encodes 380 amino acids. The record is from RefSeq and is a predicted model, not a curated record. Lineage: Eukaryota; Fungi; Basidiomycota; Agaricomycetes; Polyporales; Polyporaceae. The transcript has 5 exons.